AUGUAUAAUACACUGAAUGAAAUAUCCCUGCGUGAUGCCAGUGUGUUCAAACGAGAGCUACCAUUCAACCCUGACAUAGACCAGAAAGAUGAGAAGGGAUAUAGGGCCAAGGGAACUGGUAUACCGCUGAUCACAACACUGCAAAACAUGCCAUCACAACAUACAUCCGUUGUCUCGAAUACUGAACAAAAUGCAGUACUCAGAGAGCAUACGGAUGGAGGAAGUAGUGUACAAUCUAAUACGCUUGCAUCACUGCGACCUGAUGCAACUAUAGUGGACCGACAUCCAGAGUUGUCAUAUGGCACGUCUGUGUUCCACGUUACCAACACAUCUGCUGAUGACAAGUGCAUACAGUUGGAAGAAUGCUCAUCUCCACUGCCGCCAGGGGAAAUCAUGGAAAUCUUAGAGACUGAAAAGAAUGAUGAUUGGGAUGCGAUGUAUAACACAUUACUGGAUGAAAUAUCUCCGAGUGAUGUCAUUGCUUCCAAACUUGAGCUACCAAUCAACCCUUACAUAGACGAGAUAGAUGAGGAAGGAUACACACCGCUCUACAAGACAACUUUAGAAGGUAAUCUCGAAGAUGUUCAGGAUCUCAUAUCACGGGGAGCUAACCCAAAUAGUCCAAGUAAGGGUGGACUCCGUCCUCUUCAUGCAGCGGCUCAAGAAGGACAUGCACACAUCGUUGACAAUCUCAUCCUCCAAGGAGCGGACGUAGGUGUUGAAUGUGACCUAGGUCGAACACCUCUUCAUACAGCGGCUAAAAGAGGUUAUGUUGACAUCUUAGAGAGCUUCAUUGCAGAAGGACCUGAUUUGGACCAAGAAGAUAACACAGGGUGGACGUCAUUCCAUGCCGCCGUUGAAGAGGGCCAUCUAGAAGCCGUGAAAUAUCUCAUGACCCAAGGGGUGAAGCGGAGCAGAUAUAGCGGCAAGACACCUCUCUAUUUGGCAGCACAAUAUGGUCAUUUAGAAGUCGUCCAGUACUUAAUAUCCAAAGGGACUGAUGUAAAUGAAGAAGACGAGGAAGGAAUGAUUCCACUCCACGGUGCAGCUAUUCAUGGCCAACUCGAUGUUAUGGAAUAUCUCAUUCAGCAAGGAUCUGAUGUGAACAAGGGUGAUACCAAGGGUUGUACACCAUUCAAUGCUGCCGUUCAGAAGGGGAACUUAGAAGCUGUCAGAUUUAUCCUGACUCUAGGAGCGAGACAGAACAGAUAUGCUGGUAUGACCCCUAUCUAUGCCGCAGCAAGAUUUGGUCAUUUAGAUCUCGUAAAAUUCUUCAUUUCCAUAAGGCUCGAUGUGAACGAAGAAAAUGAUUCAGGAAGGAUUCCUCUCCACUGUGCAGCUAUUCACGGUAACACUGAAGUCAUGGAAUAUCUCAUUCAACAAGGAUCUAAUGUGAACAAGGGUAAUGCCAAGGGUUGGACACCAUUCAAUGCUGCUGUUCAAUAUGGCCAGCUCGAAGCUGUCAAAUAUCUAAUGUCUGAAGGAGUGAAGCAGAACAUAUAUGAUGGUAUGACCCCACUCUAUGUCGCAGCUCAAUGUGGUCAUUUAAAUCUGGUAAAGUUCUUCAUUUCCAAAGGAGUCUAUGAUGUGAACGAGGAAAAUGAUACAGGGUGGAUUCCUUUCCACGGUGCAGCUAUUCACGGUAACACUGAAGUCAUGAAAUAUCUCAUUGAGAAAGGAUCAGAUGUAAACAAGAUGGAUGCCAAGGGAUGGACACCAUUCAAUGCUGCUGUUCAAUAUGGCCAGCUAGAAGCUGUCAAAUAUCUGAUUACUGAAGGAGUGAAGCAGAACAGACAUGGUGGUAUGACUCCACUCUAUGCCUCAGCUCAAUGUGGUCAUUUAGACAUCGUCAAAUUCUUGAGUUCCAAAGGAGCUGAUGUGAAUGAAGAACACGAUGAUGGUAUGAUUCCUCUCCACGGCGCAGCUGCUCAAGGCCACAUGAAGGUCAUGGAAUAUCUCAUUCAGCAAGGAUCUAAUGUCAACAAGGGCGAUGCCAUGGGUUGGACACCAUUCAAUGCUGCUAUUCAAUAUGGCCAUCUUGAAGUUGUCAAAUAUCUCAUGACUCUGGGGGCAAAGCAGAACAGAUAUGAUGGAAAGACCCCACUAUAUGCCGCUUCAUAUUUUGGUCAUUUACACAUCGUGGAAUACUUCAUUUCCAAAGGAUCUAAUGUGAACGAAGAAAGUGACAAAGAGAUGAUUCCUCUCCAUGGUGCAGCUAUUCGAGGCCACUUGAAAGUCAUGGAAUAUCUCAUUCAGCAAGGAUCUGAUGUGAACAAGGGCGAUGCCAAGGGUUGUACACCAUUCAAUGCUGCCGUUCAGAAGGGGAACUUAGAAGCCGUCAGAUUUAUCCGGACUCUAGGAGCGAGACAGAACAGAUAUGCUGGUAUGACCCCACUAUAUGCCGCUUCAUAUUUUGGUCAUUUACACAUCGUGGAAUACUUCAUUUCCAAAGGAUCUAAUGUGAACGAAGAAAGUGACAAAGGGAUGAUUCCUCUCCAUGGUGCAGCUAUUCGAGGCCACUUGAAAGUCAUGGACUAUCUCAUUCAGCAAGGAUCUGAUGUGAACAAGGGUGAUGCCAAGGGUUGUACACCAUUCAAUGCUGCCGUUCAGAAGGGGAACUUAGAAGCCGUCAGAUUUAUCCUGACUCUAGGAGCGAGACAGAACAGAUAUGCUGGUAUGACCCCUAUCUAUGCCGCAGCAAGAUUUGGUCAUUUAGAUCUCGUAAAAUUCUUCAUUUCCAUAAGGCUCGAUGUGAACGAAGAAAAUGAUUCAGGAAGGAUUCCUCUCCACUGUGCAGCUAUUCACGGUAACACUGAAGUCAUGGAAUAUCUCAUUCAACAAGGAUCUAAUGUGAACAAGGGUAAUGCCAAGGGUUGGACACCAUUCAAUGCUGCUGUUCAAUAUGGCCAGCUCGAAGCUGUCAAAUAUCUAAUGUCUGAAGGAGUGAAGCAGAACAUAUAUGAUGGUAUGACCCCACUCUAUGUCGCAGCUCAAUGUGGUCAUUUAAAUCUGGUAAAGUUCUUCAUUUCCAAAGGAGUCUAUGAUGUGAACGAAGAAAAUGAUACAGGGUGGAUUCCUUUCCACGGUGCAGCUAUUCACGGUAACACUGAAGUCAUGAAAUAUCUCAUUGAGCAAGGAUCAGAUGUAAACAAGAUGGAUGCCAAGGGAUGGACACCAUUCAAUGCUGCUGUUCAAUAUGGCCAGCUAGAAGCUGUCAAAUAUCUGAUUACUGAAGGAGUGAAGCAGAACAGACAUGGUGGUAUGACUCCACUCUAUGCCUCAGCUCAAUGUGGUCAUUUAGACAUCGUCAAAUUCUUGAGUUCCAAAGGAGCUGAUGUGAAUGAAGAACACGAUGAUGGUAUGAUUCCUCUCCACGGCGCAGCUGCUCAAGGCCACAUGAAGGUCAUGGAAUAUCUCAUUCAGCAAGGAUCUAAUGUCAACAAGGGCGAUGCCAUGGGUUGGACACCAUUUAAUGCUGCUAUUCAAUAUGGCCAUCUUGAAGUUGUCAAAUAUCUGAUUACUCUGGGGGCAAAGCAGAACAGAUAUGAUGGAAAGACCCCACUAUAUGCCGCUUCAUUUUUUGGUCAUUUACACAUCGUGGAAUACUUCAUUUCCAAAGGAUCUAAUGUGAACGAAGAAAGUGACAAAGGGAUGAUUCCUCUCCAUGGUGCAGCUAUUCGAGGCCACUUGAAAGUCAUGGAAUAUCUCAUUCAGCAAGGAUCUGAUGUGAACAAGGGCGAUGCCAAGGGUUGUACACCAUUCAAUGCUGCCGUUCAGAAGGGAAACUUAGAAGCCGUCAGAUUUAUCCAGACUCUAGGAGCGAGACAGAACAGAUAUGCUGGUAUGACCCCACUAUAUGCCGCUUCAUAUUUUGGUCAUUUACACAUCGUGGAAUACUUCAUUUCCAAAGGAUCUAAUGUGAACGAAGAAAGUGACAAAGGGAUGAUUCCUCUCCAUGGUGCAGCUAUUCGAGGCCACUUGAAAGUCAUGGAAUAUCUCAUUCAGCAAGGAUCUGAUGUGAACAAGGGUGAUGCCAAGGGUUGUACACCAUUCAAUGCUGCUGUUCAAUAUGGCCUUCUUGAAGUUGUCAAAUAUCUCAUGACUGACGGAGUGAAGCAGAACAGUUUUGAUGGAAUGACACCACUUUAUGCCGCGGCAAGUCACGGCCACUUACAAAGCGUUAAAUACUGCAUUUCCAAUGAAGCUGAUGUGAACGAAAUGGAUAGUUUGGGUCGGAUCCCAUUGCAUGGUGCAGCUGUUCAAGGUAACACUGAAGUCGUGAAAUAUCUCAUUCAGCAAGGAUCUGAUGUGAACAAGAGUGAUACUAGUGGGUGGACGCCUUUCAAUGCUGCUAUUCAAUAUGGCCAUUUAGACGUGAUCAAAUGUCUCAUGACUAAAGGGGUUAAAAGGAUCAGGUAUUGCGGAGUCCCUUUACUCCAUGGCGCAUCACUAUUUGGUCAUUUGGAUGUCGUCAAAUACUUCAUUUCAAUAGGAGAUGAUGUGAACGAAAAAGAUGCCAAAGGGAGGAUUCCUCUUUAUGAAGCUGCUACUAACGGUAACAUAGAAGUCAUGGAAUAUCUCAUUCAACAAGGGUCUGAUGUCAACAAGGAAGAUAACACCGGAUGGACUCCAUUCAAUGCUGCUGUUCAGGGGGGAUAUUUAGAAGCUGUCAAAUAUCUCAUGACUGAAGGAGUAAAGCAGAACAGAUACAAAGGUGAGACCCCACUCUAUGCUGCAGUAGAAUUUGGUCAUUUAGACAUCAUCAAAUUCUUCAUAUCCAAAGGAGCAGAUGUGAACGAAGAAGAUGACGAAGGGAUGAUUCCUCUCCAUCUAGAAGCUGUCAACUAUCUAAUGUCUGAAGGAGUGAAGCAGAACAUAUAUGAUGGUAUGACCCCACUCUAUGUCGCAGCUCAAUGUGGUCAUUUAAAUCUGGUAAAGUUCUUCAUUUCCAAAGGAGUCUAUGAUGUGAACGAGGAAAAUGAUACAGGGUGGAUUCCUCUCCACGGUGCAGCUAUUCACGGUAACACUGAAGUCAUGAAAUAUCUCAUUCAGCAAGGAUCUAGUGUGAACAAGGGUGAUGCCAAGGGUUGGACACCAUUCAAUGCUGCUGUUCAAUAUGGCCAGCUAGAAGCUGUCAAAUAUCUGAUUACUGAAGGAGUGAAGCAGAACAGACAUGAUGGUAUGACUCCACUCUAUGCCUCAGCUCAAUGUGGUCAUUUAGACAUUGUCAAAUUCUUGAGUUCCAAAGGAGCUGAUGUGAAUGAAGAACAAGAUGAAGGUAUGAUUCCUCUCCACGGCGCAGCUGCUCAAGGCCACAUGAAGGUCAUGGAAUAUCUCAUUCAGCAAGGAUCUAAUGUCAACAAGGGCGAUGCCAUGGGUUGGACACCAUUCAAUGCUGCUAUUCAAUAUGGCCAUCUUGAAGUUGUCAAAUAUCUGAUUACUGUGGGGGCAAAGCAGAACAGAUAUGAUGGAAAGACCCCACUAUAUGCCGCUUCAUAUUUUGGUCAUUUACACAUCGUGGAACACUUCAUUUCCAAAGGAUCUAAUGUGAACGAAGAAAGUGACAAAGGGAUGAUUCCUCUCCAUGGUGCAGCUAUUCGAGGCCACUUGAAAGUCAUGGAAUAUCUCAUUCAGCAAGGAUCUGAUGUGAACAAGAAAGAUAACACUGCGUGGACUGCAUUCAAUGCUGCUGUUCAAAAUAGUCAUCUAGAAGCUGUCAAAUAUCUCAUAAAUGAAGGAGCAGGACAAAACAAAUAUGACGGAAUGACCCCUCUCUAUGCCGCAUCAUCUUUUGGUCAUUUACCCAUCGUGGAAUACUUCAUUUCCAAAGGAGCUGAUGUGAAGGAGGAAAAUGAUACAAAACGGAUUCCUCUCCACGGUGCUGCUGCUCAAAGCCAUGUGAAAGUCAUGGAAUAUCUCAUUCAGCAAGGAUGUGAUGUGAACAAGGAAGAUAACACUGGUUGGACACCAUUCAAUGCUGCUGUACAAUAUGGUCAUCUAGAAGCUGUCAACUAUCUCACGACUCAAGGAGCAAAACAGAACAGAUAUAAUGGAAUGACCCCAUUCUAUACUGCAGCACAAUCUGGUCAUUUAGAUAAAGUCGAAUUCUUCCUUUCUAAAGGAGCUGAUGUAAACGAAAAAACUUACAAAGGCAAAAUUCCUCUCCACGGUGCUGCUGCUCGAGGCCACCUGAAAGUCAUGGAAUAUCUCAUUCAGCAAGGAUCUGAUGUGAACAAAGUUGACGUCAAAGGCUGGACUCCAUUCAAUGCUGCUGUUCAAAAUGGUCAUCUAGAAGCUGUCAAAUAUCUCACGACUCAAGGAGCAGAGCAGAACAGAUAUGAUGGAAUGACCCCACUUUGUGCAGCUGCACAAUGUGGUCAUCUAGAAAUCUUGAAAUUCUUCAUUUCCGAAGGAGCUGAUGUGAACGACGAAGGUGAAACAGGAAAGAUUCCUCUCCAUGGUGCAGUUGCUAAUUGCCGCUUGAAAGUCAUGGACUACCUCAUUCAACAAGGAUCCAAUGUGAACAAGAAAGAUAACACUGGAUGGACCCCAUUCAAUGCUGCUGUGCAAUAUGGUCAUCUAGAAGCUGUGAAAUACCUCAUGACUAAAGGAGCAAAACAGACCAAAUAUGAUAGUAUGACCCCACUCUAUGCUGCAGCACAAGUUGGUCAUUUAGACAUCGUCAAAUUCCUCGUAUCCAAUGGUGCUGAUGUGAACGAAGAAACUUACAAAGGGUUGAUUCCUCUCCAUGGUGCAGCUAUUCGAGGUCACGUGAAAGUCAUGGAAUAUCUAAUUCAGGAAGGAUCUGAUGCGAACAAGGAAGAUAACACCGGAUGGACUCCAUUCAAUGCUGCCGUUCAAUAUGGUCACGUAGCAUCUACCAAAUAUCUCACGUAUAAGGGAGCGAAGCAGAACAGAUACGAUGGGAUGACCCCGGUCUACGCUGCAGCGUAUUUUGGUCAUUUAGACAUCUUAACAUUCUUCAUUAACAACGGUGCUAAUGUGAAUGAAGAAAAUGACAAAGGGAUGAUUCCUCUCCAUGGUGCUGCUGUUCGAGGCCACAUGAAGGUCAUGGAAUAUCUCAUUCAGCAAGGUGUGGAUGUCAACAAGAAUGAUUACCGAGGAUGGACGCCAUUACAUGCUGCCGUAAAAAAUGGCCAUUUAGAAGUUGUCAAACUUCUCUUGGCAAAAGGAGCUCAGGGUACACAGUUUGAAGGAAUUACCCCACUUUACAUCGCAACACAGUAUGACCAUGUUGAUGUGGUAAAAUUCCUUGUCCUCAAUGGAUAUGACGUGAACGAAAGAAAUGAAUGCGGCGAGUCCCCUCUUCAUGCAAGUUGUUGUAAUGGCAACAUGGAUAUCGUGAAAUUACUCGUUCACCACAACGCUAAUGUCAAUGAACAAGAUCACGAUGGAUGGACACCACUCGAAGCCGCUGCACAAGAAGGACACCAAGAAAUAGUUGAUUACCUUACACUGAAUGGAACAAACAUGAGCCCGAAGGAGAUACAUGUAGAUGGUUUGAAGCCACUCCAGGUAGCAGCAUACAUACGCCUGCCACAGUUAAUAGAAGGCAUCUCAUCACGUAGAAGUGACCUAGGUGAGGAAGAAACAGGAGAUCCACGAACUGGUGACCACCAGGAUAUCAUCACAACAGAAUACAUGACGGUAUCACUGAAGGAUGCAGACACCCAGUCACGUACAGGAAAGUUAGCAUGUCAGGUAGACACUGCAGAAGAGAGGAAAGACUGCAAUCAAGCUGGUAAUGCGAAGAGAGGGACCGUUGAACUCUCCUUGGAGAAUCUGUCCACAAGAACCCUUGAUGAUGACAAAGAUGCAGCUCAUCCAAACGUAAAUGAUCACCUCUCCCAACGUAGAGGUGACCCGAAUGAAGAAGAUACAGGAGAUCCACUAUCGGAGGGCCACCACUUUGGUGCUAAAUAUCUCGCCACAAGAGGUUAUGCAAAGAAGAUGGAGAAGGUGGUCGAUAUGAAGGGAACAUACACCCAGUCACGUACAAGACAGUUAGCAUUUCAGGUAGACGAUGCAGAGGGUAGUGAUUACUGCAGUCAAGCUGAUAAUACGAAGAGAGGAGCUAAUAAGCUCUUCUUGAAGCAUCUUCACACAAGAGUUGAUGAUGAUGAAAAAGCUGGCAACGGUGUACACAAUCCCUUCCCUACCCACCCACCAGCUGUCGAUCAACAUAGGUUGUCUGACGGAAACCCUGUCUCCACCCACGGAACAUCCUCAAACCCAGUUUGGAAAAUCGAGACCAAACGUCGAUCAUCGGUUGACCGGUGUUCUGGAAAUCUGGACCUCGUACAAACUUUCCUGCAGAUGAUUGUCGCGUUGGCCAUCAUUCUUGCUGGAAGCCCGGCUCUCGUAGCAGGCAGGGGUAUCACCGAACGGGUCACGUUACAAGCAGGUACACCUGGUGUGGUCCCAUUCCAUCUCCCACGGUCAAGUGGUGAAACAUCACAUGAGUUUUCAUCUUAUUUCCUUGGAUUCAAAUCCAAGCCUCGUCCAUUCAACAUUAAUGGAGAAACUGAUAUCAAGGGUUAUAAAAGCCCAUCCCAGUUACCAAGAUUUACAACCUCACUCACAGGUAUAGACACUUCCCAGUGCGUGAAUCUGGUUAUCGAUAACGUUGAUACUGUAGACGAGGGUGUGUAUGUAUUAACGACAGUCUGGCGUAGUUUUGAGAACGUUCGGUAUGAAACUAUGAUGAAGGAGAUUGUUGUACAGAUCCCAACCGGUCGAGCAAAAUGCUACAUCACUUUAAGUGAAAAUGGUGACUCUCCCUAUGACGUACACUGUCAAGCAACCAUUGGAAGUGUUAAACCCACGAUAUCAUGUUACCAGAAUGAUAAGAUGAUUGACAUCAGAGUUCCUUUCCUGCUGAAAAUCACCUGA
Messenger RNA from Strongylocentrotus purpuratus (purple sea urchin), 8913 nucleotides. RefSeq lists its product as uncharacterized. The record is from RefSeq and is a predicted model, not a curated record. Gene Ontology annotation, molecular function: protein binding. Bases 1 to 8913 code for a protein of 2970 amino acids. The transcript has 4 exons. NCBI's taxonomy places the organism in Eukaryota, Metazoa, Echinodermata, Echinoidea, Camarodonta, Strongylocentrotidae.